AGUCUCCGUUUGUAUGGCCGAUAUUAACGUCGACACUUGUCAAUACAUUAUCGUUAUUUGAUUCAUUAUUAAAAAAUGAUUGAAAAGAAGAUGCCUGCUUUUACGGAAUUAAGCGAAUUCGCUAGUAUAAGUGCUGGCGGAGAAGUAGCUUUCUCUACCGACGAUUUCUUCGCACCAUGCGAAAAUAUGUUACUGGAUACCGAACCCGUUUUUAUAGCAGACAAAUUCACGGAAUUCGGGAAGUGGAUGGAUGGCUGGGAGACAAGGAGGAAAAGAACCGCUGGCCACGAUUGGUGUAUACUGAAGUUGGCUUCUAAAUGUGUUAUUAAAGGGUUGUUGGUAGAUACAGCUUAUUUUACGGGAAAUUUUGCCCCGAAAUAUUCAAUUCAAGCGGCUCGUUUGAAGCCUGAAGACGAAGCUCUGAUUCCUGCGAGAGAUACAAAAAUGGGCUCAGCUUGCGGCCGAUACGAGUUAGACGAGAUUGAACGACUUAAGUCCGAUAAAUGGGAGGAGAUAGUGCCAGUCACAGCGCUGCGGCCGGGAUAUGAGGAGACGAGGCUUAACUUCCAAAAGGUGCUUAGUGAUGAGGCUUGGACGCAUAUUCGAGUUAAUAUCUACCCUGAUGGAGGAAUCGCAAGAUUAAGAGUGUACGGCGAAGCUCGUCCUGAACCGCCGCCGAGGGAUCAGAUAGUUGAUUUAGUCUCUCUCUUGAGCGGUGGCACAUGUCAAGGUUAUUCAAAUGCUCAUUAUGGACAUCCACGCAACAUGAUCAAACCAGGCAAGAGUCAAUGCAUGGCGGACGGCUGGGAGACAGCACGAAGACUCGAUAGACCAGAAGUACUAGAGGCAAACGAAGAUGGAACAUUGAAAGUUCCAGGUGAAGAGUGGGCCAUAUUUAAGCUCGGCUUUCCUGGGCGGAUACAGAGGAUUUGCGUGGAUACAGCACAUUUCAAAGGGAAUUUCCCGGACUCCGUCAAAAUUGAGGGAGCAUAUCUUCGACACGCAGAUUGGUGUCCACAAUUAAAGUGUACUUGGAGUAAUAUUCUGAGACCUAGUAAGUUAUCUGCACACAAAGAGCAUUGGUACGACUGCGAUUCUGACGUCAUAACUCACAUUAGAGUUUCUAUGGCUCCAGACGGUGGUAUCAGCAGGGUUCGAACAUUUGGAUACGCUGAUUCGGAAUUAAACUAGAUCCUUUAUUUAUUAAUGCUGUCACAUCAUAAAAUAUCAGGUUCAUUUGUUACAAAAUGAUGCUUUGUUGAGAUUCUAUUACCUACGUUUACGCUAAAAUUUCUUGUUCUUGUCUUGUUUAACUUGAACUAUUCAGAAGUUUGACGUAGGAGAAAUAGUUUUCAUAUCAAGACAUGUGUAUUGCACUCGCUCCAAGCAUGUCGUAGGCGGUUCUUACACUGUUAAAGAUGUAGGGACAAGAUAGCGUAUUAAACAACUUCAUUGAGUGAGCUUGACGUGCGUUCAGGAUAAUAUAUUUACGAAUAUAUAGAUUAGAUUUUGUUUCAAAUUUAUAAGACACUAUUUUAAGUAGUUUAACAGUUUUACUAUUAUAAAUUAUAAUGUAAUGUUAUAACAAUGUUUUAAUUCGAUUUCUCAUGUAACUGCUUAAUAGCAUUUUUAUAUUAGAAAUGAAGAGAUAUUCGUUAACACAUAUAAAGCUCAGUUUGAGUUUUGGAUUUGUUUAAAAUGCACUCUAAAAAAUUUUCUCUCGUAAAACUGUAAACAUUGCAAGUACAGCACUGAGACGUACCUGAUUAAUUGUCUAAUACAAUGAACUUAUAAUAUUUCUUUCGAAUUUUUAUUAUAAGAAUUAGGAUAAUAUGAAAGUAUUAUUAAUAAUAAAUAUUUCAAUGUG
Diatraea saccharalis (sugarcane borer) is the source of this 1867-nucleotide messenger RNA. NCBI's taxonomy places the organism in Eukaryota, Metazoa, Arthropoda, Insecta, Lepidoptera, Crambidae. The record is from the annotation of a GenBank genome assembly.